Molecule: messenger RNA, 1497 nt
Organism: Akanthomyces muscarius
Lineage: Eukaryota; Fungi; Ascomycota; Sordariomycetes; Hypocreales; Cordycipitaceae
Exons: 2
Coding region: 1-1497 (498 amino acids)
Biological process (GO): allantoin catabolic process; purine nucleobase catabolic process
Cellular component (GO): cytoplasm
Molecular function (GO): cobalt ion binding; allantoinase activity; zinc ion binding
Source: RefSeq, a predicted model, not a curated record
AUGUCUGGACCUCUCACGGUACUCGUGUCCUCGCGGGCCAUCCUCCCCGGCCCCGACGGCCGCUCGCUCGCCGAGUCCCCGGCCACAAUCGCCAUCUCCCCGGCCACGGGCAAGAUCGUCUCCGUCGCGCCGACCAUCCUCCCGCGCGGCGACUUCCCCAGCGACACGACCUACAUCGACCACUCGCCGCGCGUGCUCCUCCCGGGCCUCGUCGACGCGCACGUCCACCUCAACGAGCCGGGCCGCACCGAGUGGGAGGGCUUCUGGACGGGCACGCGUGCGGCGGCCAGCGGCGGCGUCACCACCGUAGUCGACAUGCCGCUCAACGCCAUCCCGCCGACGACCACGGUGCAGGGCUUCCGCGAGAAGCUCAAGGCGAGCGAGGGGCAGUGCUGGGUGGACGUGGGCUUUUACGGAGGCGUCAUCCCGGGCAACGCCAACGAGCUCAAGCCGCUCGUCGAGGCUGGCGUCCGCGGCUUCAAGGGCUUCCUGAUUGAAUCCGGUGUCGACGAGUUUCCCGCAGUGACGGGCAAAGACGUCGCCCUCGCCAUGGACACGCUCAAGGACUCGCCGACGACGCUCAUGUUCCACGCCGAAAUGGUGCCGCACGAGGGCGCGCCCGCCAUCGACGCCAGCAGCGCCGACGCCACGGCCUACCAGUCCUUUCUCGACUCGCGCCCGCCGUCUUUUGAGACGUGCGCCGUCGAGGAGAUUCUCUCGCUCGCGCACAUCGCGCCCAAGCUGCACCUCCACAUUGUGCACCUCUCCGCGACGCAGGUCAUCCCGCUGCUCCAGGCCGCGCGCGCCAAGGGCACCUACAUCACCGCCGAGACGUGCUUCCACUACCUGGGGCUCUCCUCCGAAGAGAUUGAAAAGGGCGACACGAGGCACAAGUGCUGCCCGCCGAUCCGCGAGGGCAAGAACCGCGACGGCCUAUGGGAGGAGCUGGUCGCCGGCGACUCGUGCAUCACGACGGUCGUGUCGGACCACUCGCCAUGCACGCCCGAGCUGAAGCUGCUGCCCGCCCACCUGCAAAAAGAAGUGGCUGCCGAAAAGGCCGAGGCCAAGAAGAACGGCGGCGACUUCUUUGCUGCCUGGGGCGGCAUUUCGUCUGUCGGUCUCGGCCUGCCCAUCUUUCACUCCUCCGCCAAGGCCCGCGCGGCGGCCAAGUCACCGGCGCCGAGCCUGACGGACAUGGUGCGUCUCUGCUGCCAGGCGACGGCGGAGCAGGUCGGCCUCGCGCACCGCAAGGGCGCGCUCCGGGCAGGCUUGGACGCUGACAUCUGCGUGUUUGACGACCGUGAGGUGUGGACGUUUUCGCAGGGCGAUAUGCGCUGGAAGAACCGCUGCUCGCCGUGGGAGGGCCACGAGUUCACCGGUCGCGUCCGGGAGACGUGGCUACGCGGCACCAAGAUUUUUGAGCACGGUGCGGGCAAGGAUGGCCUUGUCACGGAGAAGCCAGUCGGCAAGACUAUUACGGAGAAGAGGACCUCGUAG